UUUUCUUCUUUCGUUUUUGUUCCGUGGAAAAUUCCAGGUGCUUUCUGAAGAAUGUCUUCCCCAUAUGCAAGUCUCACAUUGCUCAGUGAGUCCUGCUCACCUGUGCAUCAGAACAAAGAGCCCUGGAUGGAGAAGAGAGAGGAGACAGUAGCAAAGGAUCCAGCAAGAAUUCCAGAUUUUGUUCCAGAGAUAGAAACUCAGAGAAGAGCAACAAGAAGAAUGAAUACUUCUCUGAUAAAUGCUCCUGAGAGUCUGUUAACAUUCAGGGAUGUGGCUGUGGAUCUCUCGAAGGAGGAAUGGGAAUGUCUAGAUUGUGCUCAGAGGGCAUUGUACAUGGAUGUAAUGUUGGAGAAUUACAACAAUCUAGUCUUUGUAGGUCAAAAUCAAAGAGUCCACACAGGAAAGAAAGAACACAAAAACACAGAGUUUGAUAAAUCUUUUGAGUCUCAACAUAAACUCACACUGAAACGAACCAAUAGUGGUAAGAAACCAUACCGAAGCCGGAAAUGUGGAAACUGCUUCAAGACAGACUCAAGCCUUAGUAGACAUCAGAGAGCUCAUACUAGAGAGAAACCCUAUAAAUGUGCAAAAUGUAGUAAAUCCUUUACACGUUUAUCACAACUCGAAGUACAUUGCAAAUUCCAUUGUGGUGAAAAAUCCUACAAACGUACAGACUGUCCUAAGUGUUUUUACCAGAAAUCAGAAUUUAAAAGACAUUUGCAUCAGAAAAUUUGUACUGGAAAGAAACCUUGUGGAUCUGGUGAAUAUGAUAAAUCCUUUACCCAGAAAAUGAAUCUUAGAACUCAUCAGAGAAAUCGUACCAGACGGAAGCCUUAUAAAUGCAAUGAAUGUGACAAAUCUUUUAUCAGGAUAUUCAGUCUUAGAAUUCAUCAGAGAAGUCAUACAGGAGACAACCCUUACAAAUGUAGUGAAUGUGAGAAAUCCUUUACUCGGAAAGACAAUCUUAGAACUCAUCAAAGAGUGCAUACAGGAGAAACACCUUACAAAUGCAGUGAAUGUGAUAAAUCCUUUACCCAAAGAGGCAAUUUUAGUACUCAUCAGAGACUGCAUACAAGAGAGAAACUUUACAAAUGUAUCGAAUGUGACAAAUUUUUUACUGCUGCCUCGCAUCUUAGAACUCAUCAGAGAAUUCAUACAGGAGAGAAACCUUACAAAUGCAGUGAAUGUGACAAAUCCUUUACCCAAAGAGGCAGUCUUAAUACUCAUCAGCGAAUGCAUACAGGAGAGAAACCUUACAAAUGUAUUGAAUGUGAUAAAUCCUUCACCCAUAGAGGCAGUCUAUGUACUCAUCAGAGAUUGCAUACAAGAGAGAAACUUUACAAAUGUAUUGAAUGUGACAAAUUUUUUACCACUGCCUCAUCUCUUAGAACUCAUCAGAGAAUUCAUACAGGAGAGAAACCUUACAAAUGCAGUGAAUGUGAUAAAUCCUUUACCCAAAGAGGCAGUCUUAGUAAUCAUCAGAGAAUGCAUACAGGAGAGAAACCUUACAAAUGUAUUGAAUGUGAUAAAUCCUUUAACCAUAGAGGCAGUCUAUGUACUCAUCAGAGACUGCAUACAGGAGAGAAACCUUACAAAUGUAUUGAAUGUGACAAAUCCUUUACUACUGCCUCAUCUCUUAGAACUCAUCAGAGGAUUCAUACUGGAGAGAAACCUUACAAAUGCAGUGAAUGUGAUAAAUCCUUUACCCAAAGAGGCAGUCUUAGUAAUCAUCAGAGAAUUCAUACAGGAGAGAAACCUUACAAAUGUAUUGAAUGUGGUAAAUCUUUUACCCAUAGAGUCAGUCUUAGCACUCAUCAGAGACUGCAUACAGGAGAGAAACCUUACAAAUGUAUUGAAUGUGAUAAAUCCUUUACCCAAAGAGGCAGUCUUAGUACUCAUCAGAGACUGCAUACAGGAGAGAAACCUUACAAAUGCAUUGAAUAUGAUAAAUCCUUUACCCAUAGAGGCAGUCUUAGUACUCAAAGACUGAAUACAAGAGAGAAUUUACAAAUGUAUUGAAUGUGAUAAAUCCUUUACCCAAAGAGGUAGUCUUAGUACUCAUCAGAGAAUGCAUACAGGAGAGAAACCUUACAAAUGUAUUGAACGUGACAAAUCCUUUACCGAUGCCUCGAA
Molecule: messenger RNA, 2133 nt
Organism: Peromyscus eremicus (cactus mouse)
Lineage: Eukaryota; Metazoa; Chordata; Mammalia; Rodentia; Cricetidae
Product: zinc finger protein 883-like
Exons: 4
Coding region: 52-2019 (655 amino acids)
Biological process (GO): regulation of DNA-templated transcription
Source: RefSeq, a predicted model, not a curated record